AUGCUACCCGUGGACCACGUGUGCCACACGGAGUUCAAGGCUGUAGAGUCGCCUUUGGUCACGGAGGGGGUGGACAUUCCUGACGGCUACAUGGCGUUGGAUAUCGGCCCCAAGACGAUUGAGAAGUACGUUGAGGUUGUACGGAAAUGCAAGAGCGCGAUCUGGAAUGGCCCGAUGGGUGUUUUUGAGAUGGAGCCGUACUCGAAAGGCACCUUUGCGAUCGCGAAGGCGAUGGGCGAAAGCACGCAGGAACUGGGGCUGAUGAGCAUUAUUGGCGGCGGUGACAGCGCGAGUGCGGCGGAGCUGAGUGGCGAGGCCCCACGCAUGUCGCACGUGUCGACCGGUGGUGGGGCGUCGCUGGAGCUGCUGGAAGGCAAAGUCCUCCCCGGUAUCGCCGUGCUGGACGACAAGGAGUAG
Molecule: messenger RNA, 417 nt
Organism: Trypanosoma rangeli
Lineage: Eukaryota; Euglenozoa; Kinetoplastea; Trypanosomatida; Trypanosomatidae
Product: phosphoglycerate kinase
Exons: 1
Coding region: 1-417 (138 amino acids)
Biological process (GO): glycolytic process; gluconeogenesis
Cellular component (GO): cytosol
Molecular function (GO): ADP binding; ATP binding; phosphoglycerate kinase activity
Source: RefSeq, a predicted model, not a curated record